UUGAUGGAGGUUUUAAAACAGAAAGGGGGCGAAUAUUUGACUGAGUAUAUGGCUAAGACCACUGAAGAAGCAAAGCUGAUGUUCAGGCCGUUGAAUAAGCCACAUCGACCUAAGCCCGGGAAACAGCCACCCAAUUCUCCGCCAGGCCAGUUGACGCCCCCACCGCCGCGGACUGACCAUGGACCGUAUGCGCCAGGCAUAAAACCAGAGUCAAGUUAUUUAGCAUCAAACGACUUGAUAAAAAUCUUUCGACAAUUUGCAAAAAUCCAGAGAAAGUGCGGCAUGACGGUUGCCAAGGUCCCUGAAAAUAUAAUUUUGUCUGGUGAGACUUACGGUCGAAAGAAGCGUCAGAGCAAUUCUGGCAGUGUGACAACGAAUGGUUCAUGUGUGUACAGAGGCACCAGUGAUGACGGUUAUUUACAAAUGUGCACUACUUGCUCUACAACUACAACAUUGUCGGACUCCUACUUUCCACGAGUGCUCAACGAAGUUUCCUGUGGAGAUAGUUUGUCGUCUACCAGCUCUUCGGCUAACGAUAAUGGCUGCUUGUUCGUAUCUGGAACAGCAAAUGGCCAGUGUAGACAGCAGUACAUAUACGUGAACAUGUUGCGCAAGACGGGCAAGUGCAGCUUGGUCACCAACUCAGACGGCAAUGCAGUGGCUGUAGACGAGUGGGAGCUGUACACGCAGCCAAUUCACGUCUCCUGUGAAUGCAUGGUGGAUGAAAGAUCGUUCUUAUCUAACUUCGUUACCACAUAGUCAUAGAGUACAAACUUUAUUAACCCACUGAUUGCUGCGUUUCAGUGAAUUUGAGGUUAAUUUUCAUUAUAUUUUUCACUUUUGAAACUAGUUUUGUGCACUGUUUUGUCCAAAGCCUGUGUAAAAUACAAUUAUCGGAUUUCGAUUUAUAUGUGAACUAAGAUUUAUCUCCUAAUUCUUCUAUGAAGCACCCAAGUCUCAAAGUACCUGGUUUAAUAGGCAUAACUAAAUCGCUGAAAUUGCUUAAUACUGUGAUUCUGUCUCUAUAUUUUGCUCAAUUUACGAGUGCUUCUUGCAUGUGCUCUAAUUUCACAAGUUCUCAGUUGUUCAAACAAAUCUUCAAGAAUGUUAAAAUAAAAGUUGCCACCCUUUUUGAUCAAAUGUAUUUUGUAACUGCAAUAAUAUUAUAUGCAAUAAAAUGAUAAUAAUCUAUACUGAUAUUUAUGUUGAAAACUGAACUGUUUCCGCUCGAA
Molecule: messenger RNA, 1232 nt
Organism: Lingula anatina
Lineage: Eukaryota; Metazoa; Brachiopoda; Lingulata; Lingulida; Lingulidae
Source: RefSeq, a predicted model, not a curated record